This is a messenger RNA of Arachis stenosperma, 906 nucleotides long. RefSeq names its product DNA-directed RNA polymerase III subunit rpc4-like. Gene Ontology annotation, biological process: transcription by RNA polymerase III. The record is from RefSeq and is a predicted model, not a curated record. Gene Ontology annotation, cellular component: RNA polymerase III complex. Bases 259 to 621 code for a protein of 120 amino acids. Gene Ontology annotation, molecular function: DNA binding. The transcript has 6 exons. Lineage: Eukaryota; Viridiplantae; Streptophyta; Magnoliopsida; Fabales; Fabaceae.
CGUGAAGUCAGGGAAGACUACAAUCGCCGCCGGCGCAUUGCUUCCUCAUGAGAUCAUACAGUCUUUGGGAUAUCGAUAUCGAUAUGGAGAUGAAGAUGAAGAUGAAGAUGGUGAUGAGGUGGCAGAGCUUCAGUGGAACAGAAUGAACUCCUUGAUGAAGAGGAAUUUGGGGAGGCUGCAGAAUCCAGGACCUUCGAUGAAGAUUCAACAAAUCCAGCAAAGGAACUUGGCCUUUUGGAGGAAAACCCGGAGACAAGUAUGUUCUUGAUCCAUUUACCAGCAGCUUUGCCAGCGAUUAAAGGAUCAGCUUCUUCUGGAGGCCAAGCUGACAGUGAGAGCUCUUCUAAACCUCAAGGAUCCAUGAAAAAAGUGAAUCCCUGUAAGUUCAAUGAACUACCACCUGGCUUCAUGGGCAAAAUGCUUGUAUACAAGAGUGGUGCUAUCAAGCUGAAGCUUGGCGAUACUCUUUAUGAUGUUUCCCCCGGUUCAAAUUGUACAUUUGCUCAAGAUGUUGCUGUUAUGAAUACUGCUGAAAAACAUUGUUGCGCAAUUGGGGAGAUCAGCAGGCGUGUCAUUGUAACUCCAGAUAUAGAUGACAUGAUUAUGUGGCUCUUUGGGUGAAGCCUCCUAUUGGUAAGGUGAAGCUGAAUUGUAAUACAAAUCUAUCCCUGGGUGCCUUGAUUAUAUAAACACCACCAAGCAUGAUCCGGUUGAUACUCCAAUAACCUCACACCUUCUAACAGCUGUUGCAAUUGAUGUGAUGAAUCAUCGCUUUAUUCAUAUGCUAAACCUUAAGACACUUUAUGAUGGCCAUUACCAAUUCCUAAGCUUCAGACUUUUCUCCAUGCUUAACACUCCAACAAUAGAUAUUACCUGUUGAUCAUGGGCUUCAAUUCAAUAUAUAGG